This is a messenger RNA of Tachysurus fulvidraco (yellow catfish), 1234 nucleotides long. It is a transcript of the gene tmem268, whose product is annotated as transmembrane protein 268. The coding region runs from base 1 to 1152 and encodes 383 amino acids. Lineage: Eukaryota; Metazoa; Chordata; Actinopteri; Siluriformes; Bagridae. The transcript is spliced from 10 exons. The record is from RefSeq and is a predicted model, not a curated record.
AUGUGGAUCCUAGUCACAUGCUGUGUUCGUGAGGUGUUGGAGAUCAGCAAGUGUUGGUCAUAUGGUGCUGUGCUGACUGCUUCAUCUGCAGUGCACAUGGCGGACAGGGCCGGUCAGAGGGACAGAGACAGGUGUGAUCCUGAAUCAGGGAUGUCGACGGAAAACUCCCGAGUGCACAGAACAAACGGCAGAAAGUCCACAUGGACAAAUGGUCAGUGUAUAGUGGCCACACCCGCACCCUCUAUAUUAACACCAAGCUUCGACCUGCAACUCUGCAGGACACAGCUGGAGAAAGAAGGCUUCCAUAUCCCUGUCGAGGACUUUGAGACUCCUCUAAGAACAGCGCUGGAAUCAUCUUCCAUCAGAAGAUACUUGUUCUUCAACUCAUCUCUGUUUCAUUUCAUCAUGGCCCCGAUCAUGUACAUGGUGCUGUGGUUUGCCAUGUACUCCAGCCUGCACAGUUACCUCAGCGAGAGCGUCAUGAAGCUCUGGGUUCUGUGUCUGUGUGUGAGCCUUGUUGUUGUCGUCAUCACCGUCGCCAUCGUCCUCAUCUUCCACUACAACAACAAAGAGAUCAAUGUGAAUACUGACGUGCGUCUGGUGCGAGUGAACGAACGGCUCAUCAGGCACAAUCUGCUCCUAGGGGUAGCGGACUGGAUUGAAAAGUGCACUGGAAAAAUGCAGCUUUGUUGUGUGUUCUGGGAUUUGGGUCCAUGUCUGCAAACCUUGAGUGAAACUUUAGAGGAGCUGGAUUUGAUCAAAGAUGAGAUAAAGAACAAACUGAAGAAGAGAAUGUCCCACCUCACUGUAGUGGCUGAAAUCCCACCUCCUGAGCCUGAUGCUGGAGUGAUCAUUGAGGAACCUGAUGAAGAACAGCUCUUGCUGGGAGGGGGCAAAAAGAACCACGCUUCAACCAAGAAAAGAGAAGAAAUUAUACUGACCCAAACAUUUAGCCUGUUACCAGACUUCACCCUCUCAUAUCAGGACAUUGCAAACCACCUUUUGAUGAUAUACAGUGCCGUCUACGUGAAGCUGCUGGUGUCAGAGAGACUUCCCAGCUCCUCAGUUCACCCUCUAAAUUCAGAGAGGAAUCACUGCACAAUGGCAUCACUGUGUCUUUGUCAGUAUGUACAAUACAAACUUCUGCAGUAGAGAGACUCAAACUGGGAAAGACUGCCCACAAUGCAUUUCUGUAGCACUCUCUGUUCUUUAUUAAAUUAUUUUUUUAAGCUGC